CUUUCUUUGAAUGAACCUCACACUGUGAGGCUCACAUUUACCUUUUCAAUUUUGUGCCUUUUCCCUCUGCCUUUAUCUAUCUAUCUUUUUAUUAAAUUAUGGUGCUAUGAUUUCGGAAUUUAUUAUCUUUUGGAAACUUUAACCCUUAAUAAUUUUUCAACCAUGAAGUAUCAUGAUGACAAUGAGAUUAAACAAAGUGGUGAAUUAAAAUUGACUCGAUCACAGCCCCAUGGCUCACAACACUCAUCUGUCAGUACUGGUAACCAAGACACUGGUUAUGAAAAUUCACAAAUUAAUGCUACCAAUGGACUUCCACGUAAAUUUGUUGAUGCUUUGAAAGGUUUAUUUACUCUAUUAGAUGAGAGUAAAAGUGGUUUAAUUAAGCUUUCUGAUUUAGAGGCGCGGUGGAAAACUAUUGAAAAUGAAUCAAGUGUGCCAAAAGGUUUCAUUGAAUGUCUUCAAAACUUUCAAACUGCUCAUGAUUUAAUUGAUUUUGAGAGGUUUUGCCAUGCAAUUGCUGUUUGUAUAUCUCGUGACAAUGUUGGUAAUGGACCAUCAUCACCUAGAACUGCUUCAUCAUCAACUUCAUCAGCCUCAUCAUUAGCCAUAUCAUCGUCAAUAGCUUACUCACAUAACAAUGAACUCAGAGGCGCGGUUUCAUUGGCUGGAAACCCGGGAACAUCAAACUGCGCGGAUUUGAAUCCACCAACAUUUAUUAAUAAUGAGCUUAUCAAGCAAUCAGCGGGAAUUGAAAGGUCUAUAUCAAAUUCUGAAAUACGGAUACGAACCAAUGAGGAGCCAAUUGACUCAGCGUCACAAGAUUUUCGUAGGCCCUUUUCUGUUGAGCGUCUACGUCAAGAAAACCCUGUAGCAUUGGGACCAUUACCUCCAACAGCAUUUACUGAAUCUCACACAGUAACGGCUCCAAUGAAGGCAUCUUGUGAAGAUAUUUGUAAUGAUGAUAUUUUACCAGACCGUCCUACAGAAUUUAAAUCUGACUAUCGUGUUAAAAGCAUGCCACAAUUACAGGAAACUAUUUCUCAACUCAACUGUGAUCAACCUGGUACAACGUCUGACUCAAAUUUACCUAUGGUCAGUUCAACAGCAUUCAGGCAAUACAAUAGCGAAGCAAAAAUUUCUUAUGAUACAAAGAAUCAACGAUUGCCCAUGAGAAACAGAAUUAUAAAUAUCCUCAAAGAGUGGAAAAAUAAUGUCAUCUAUAAAAGUACACCAAACCCUCCACUACCACCAUCGCUCAACUCUGUUUCCCUCGGUCCAGGUACAUCUAUAGCUCCGAGUUUAGCCUCCAAUAUCACAGCAACUCUUGAUAAGAAUACGAAUUCAGCGCAAGUCAAUAGUGGUCCAAUGUCUCUUUCGACUCAGCCUAAACUCAUUCAAGAAGAUGAUGACUGGGGUUUCAGUACAACAAACGGAGGAACAACGAAUGUCUCCGUUCGCAAUCGCCAUGGCAAAAGACGAGAAGCGCGACGUCACACAGUGUCUUCGGGUAUCGAUAUAAACACAAUUAAGCGUUUACAGCAAUAUGAACAAGAAAAAGAAAUUCUCCUACAAGGUCUGGAAAUGAUUGAAAGAGGAAGAGAUUGGUACAUUAAAAGUAUCAAUACCAUACAAAAUAAAAUUCGUUUCAUUGGUCAAACUAUGGUUAAUCAAGGCGAUUAUUCAUUAGACGCUAACCAAGAAAGAAUCAAUUUCCAAGCAGCCCGUAUUUUAACAGUGAAUCAACAUUUAGCUGCUUUAAUGGACAACUCAAGAGGUUUUCCUGUUCAUAUGAAUCUAGCUCUAAGACCUAUUCUUACCAAUCCUCAGGGUCGAGUUCAGUUUGAUAAUCGACCUGAAGCUUUAACCAAUGUAACUGUUCAACGACUUAAAGAACAAAAUCGAUUGCUAACUGAAGAGGUUAGCAUGAAAAGUGAAAAGAUAACCAUUUUAGAACGAGAGAAAUCGGCUCUUAUCCGAGAGCUAUUCCAAAGCCGAUCAAAUCCUACUCAGAAAUCAUCCGACGAUAUUGAGGACAAUACUUUUAUGUAGCUAAUAGACAUCAUGUCAUUUUAUUAAUAAUACAAGCAGUUAAUUAUUGAUCUACUUUCGGAUUGCUGAAUAUUUUCAAUUUCUCAUUCAAUUCCAUACUACGAUAAUACAAUGCAAUGUGCCUUUAUUUUAAAAACUGUGCAAAUAAACUUCUCAUCAAGCAAAAAACGAACCAAACCAUGGACAUUAUCCAGUUUUGCAAAAACUCGAUUUACUUGUAUUCCAAACUUUUUUGACCACCAUUAGGAUUUUGAUUUAUUGAAUAUUUUUGAUACAAACAUAUCUAGUAUAAACGAAUCUCAAGUCUACAUCCAUUCCUUCUGUAACCUAUUAUCUCUAUUGCUUUUUUGUAUCGUUGUUUUUUGUACAUUAAAGUCAUUUACCGCUUUCAA
Molecule: messenger RNA, 2441 nt
Organism: Tetranychus urticae (two-spotted spider mite)
Lineage: Eukaryota; Metazoa; Arthropoda; Arachnida; Trombidiformes; Tetranychidae
Source: RefSeq, a predicted model, not a curated record